Molecule: messenger RNA, 683 nt
Organism: Panicum virgatum (switchgrass)
Lineage: Eukaryota; Viridiplantae; Streptophyta; Magnoliopsida; Poales; Poaceae
Exons: 2
Coding region: 116-511 (131 amino acids)
Source: RefSeq, a predicted model, not a curated record
GGUAGAGAAUUGUGAGAUUGCCACUGGAAGAGGUUUGAACCAAGAAAGUAGUCUUGCUAGGCCUGGAGAUACUAGAUGGGGCUCACAUCUUAAAACAUUGCUCCGUAUUUUGGUAAUGUGGGAGGCUAUCUUGGAGGUGCUUGAGAUUGUGAAGAAAGAUUCCAUUAAACCAACAUGUAAUGGUGGUGCCUUUGGUUUAAUUGGUAAAAUGGAAACCUUUGAUUUUGUGUUCAUCCUGCAUUUGAUGAUAGAGUUAUUGAGCAUUACAGAUAAUCUGUCACGUGCUUUGCAAAGAAAGGAUCAAGAUAUUGUUGAAGCAAUGCAUUUGAUCAUGGAUGUGAAAGAACGCUUGCAGGAUACAAGAGACAAUGGACGGGAGCCUUUAUUCAAAAGAGUGAAGUCCUUCUGUGAUAAAAAUCAGAUUAAAGUGCCAAAUAUGGAUAAGGAAGUCAAUGCUAGAGGGACAUCUGCACGUAGAAGGCAAAAGGUUGCUGCUAAUGAAGAAGCAUAAUGGAGUAGUGUUGUAAUGGAGAUCACAUCAUCUUUUGGUUUCAUAGUUUGGUAUGGAUAAAAAACCAGAUUUGUCUUUCUGCUCAAGAUUAACUGGUUAGUGCUCAUGAUUUUAGACUAAUAUAUUGUUGAUAGGGUAUGUUAAGGUUCUAAAAAAAUUCCUUUAAACUUCA